CUGGAAACCAUUGGCGAAGGGACAUUUUCUGUGGUAAAACGCGCAAUAUGGUAUCAUCCCGGCGGUAGUAAAAUUGACGUUGCGGUGAAGAUCUUACGGGACGUUUCACCUUCUCUAGUCGAAGAUCUUGAAGUGGAAGCAAGUCAUCUACUCAAGCUUCAGCAUUCCAAUCUUAUUCGACUGUUUGGAAUCGUUCGACCUGCAAUGAUGGUCAGUUUUCAUUUCUCAAGACAUUCUUCUGCUUUUCAGGUUUUUGAACUAUGCGAAGGCGGAGAAUUACUGACACGUUUGCGAGAUUCGAGCAAGCCUGCGCCCCUGGUCACGCUUCUUCUUGAGUACUGCCUGCAAAUAGCAAAGGCUCUUACAUUCCUGGAAAGUAAACAUGUAGUACACAGAGAUGUAGCUGCUAGGAAUGUUCUUCUCAGCAAAGAUGAGAAGGUAUGUCAGUAUAUCACGUUGAUUACCAGAACAACUAUCAGGUCGUCCAGAAAGUUUGCUAAAACCCGUAUCUGGGCUUUCCAGCGCAUGAAAAUUGCAAAAAUGAGCUUUUUAGUGAAGUGUUCCAGGUCCGCAUUCAGUGGUAAGUACACGUAA
This is a messenger RNA of Cylicostephanus goldi, 594 nucleotides long. NCBI's taxonomy places the organism in Eukaryota, Metazoa, Nematoda, Chromadorea, Rhabditida, Strongylidae. The record is from the annotation of a GenBank genome assembly.